Molecule: messenger RNA, 2531 nt
Organism: Platichthys flesus (European flounder)
Lineage: Eukaryota; Metazoa; Chordata; Actinopteri; Pleuronectiformes; Pleuronectidae
Gene: tcf7l1a
Product: transcription factor 7 like 1a
Exons: 13
Coding region: 495-2219 (574 amino acids)
Biological process (GO): canonical Wnt signaling pathway; regulation of transcription by RNA polymerase II
Cellular component (GO): catenin-TCF7L2 complex; beta-catenin-TCF complex
Molecular function (GO): DNA-binding transcription factor activity, RNA polymerase II-specific; RNA polymerase II cis-regulatory region sequence-specific DNA binding
Source: RefSeq, a predicted model, not a curated record
CUGCCCGCUCACACUGAUCCAGGGUCUGUAAAGAUCCCCGGUGCUCCCCGCGCUCUCUGCCCGACCCUCCGCUGCUUCCAGUCGGCUCCGCAGGGACCGAGCUGCCGGUGCGUGUGUCUCAGCGUCAGGAUUCGAACCUCUCCGCCCCGCAGCCAGCAGCCGUUUCCCGGUGGCCCGUUGGGAUUAUGCCCGUUUCCAGCCGGAGGGACGAUGUAGGGAUUCGACCCACGAGCGGCCUCGACUUUUUCCAGCGGAGAAACUGCGGAGCAGGAGGAAACUUUUCCGUCGGAGCCGGAUCCCGGAGCUCGCCCAGUGUCCCCGGCCCCAGCGGGUUAUGAGCGGCUCCCCCGGCCCGGGAUCGAGCGUGUGGAACUUUGAAUGAUUAAAACGUUGUUCCGGAGGAAACCGCAGAACCAGGACAUAUCUCCACUCCUCAGGAAUUCCGACGCCACAAAGUGAACCGCGGAGCAGCAGCCCGCAGCUAGCGUCCCGACAUGCCGCAGCUACCCGGGGGAGACGACCUGGGGGCGAGCGACGAGCUGAUCCCGUUCAAAGACGAGGGCGAGCAGGAGGAGAAGAGGAACGUGUCCUCCGGGAGAGACCUGGACGACGUCAAGUCCUCCCUGGUCAACGAGUCCGAGACCAACAGCAGCUCCGACUCCGAGGCAGACAGACGGCCCCAGCUCCGCCAUGAUCUGGAGAACAGGCUCAGACACAGUCAGCUGUUUGAAGAUGCGCUGAGGAGGCAGCAGGACGGGGGUCUCUUCCAGCCGUCGCCCUACGUUGGAUAUCCCUUCUUCAUGAUCCCAGACCUUGGGAACCUCUGCAGUCCCUACCUCGCCAACGCAGGCCUCCCGACAAGUGCCCGCACGUACCUGCCAUUCCAGUGGCCUCUGCUGGACGUCCCUGGAAGAGCAACCAUCAGAGACUCUGCUACUCCUACACAACUGUCUAACAGUGUACCUGUAGUGCAGCACCCCCACAUGACCCACCUCCACCCGCUGCUGUCCUACAGUCCAGAGGCCUUCUCCCCUCAGAGGGCCUCACCCGGCUUCUCUCCUGACGCAGGUGUGUCGAGGUCGCCUCACUCUGCCUGUUACCCUGUCUCUCCUGGAGCCAUGACUCCCAUCCCUCACCUGUUUGAUUGGCUGCAGCGACAGCCCAUGUAUCCCAUGGGAGGGGGGUUCACACCUGCUGCUCUGUCCAGUCUGGUGUCGAGUGGUUUCUCUCCACGUCUGGUGCAGAACCCCCAGGCGUCCAUCCCCCACCCGGCCAUCGUGCCCACGGGGGGGGAGCAGCAGCCUGGAUGCAGCAGCCAGCCCAGCAGGAAGUCGAUGCCUGAAGCUCACCAGGAGAAAGAGGAGGAGAAGAAGCCUCACAUCAAGAAGCCCCUGAACGCCUUCAUGCUCUACAUGAGGGAGGAGAGGCCCAAGGUGGUGGCCCAGUGCAACGUGAAGGAGAGCGCCACCAUCAACCAGAUACUGGGACAGCGGUGGCACUCGCUGUCGAAAGAGGAGCAGAGUAAGUUUUAUGAGCUGGCUCGUCAGGAGCGCCUCCUCCACUCCAAGCUGUACCCCGGCUGGUCGGCCAGAGACAACUACGGUAAAAAGAAGAAGAGGAAGAGGACGAAGAGCGAGACGCAGUUUGAAGCUCCUGCAGCCGACGGCGAUUUCUCUCCUCAGCUGAAGAGACCUCGCGAGGAGACGCCACACGCCCUGCUCCCCCACCCCCCCCCACAGACUGCGCACACACACACCCGCCCUCACACCGUCUCACACCUGACGCACACACACCUCUCCCAGGCCAGCCCCGCCUCCUCGCUGGACUCCCCGGCCACGCCCACCACGGCGCUGGCCUCGCCCGCCGCCCCCGCCCCCACGCACACCGAGCACACGCACUCGUCAUACAGUGGACACAUGUCCCCCUACGCCGAGCAGCUGCAGCCGCUGUCCCUCACCACCAGGCCCCACAGGUCCUCCCUCCCCCUGGGCCGCACCGCCGCCACCUCCGGACCCUCCACGCCGUCCUCCUCCUCCUCCGACACCCCCACCCCCUCACCCCUCAUGGCUGCUUCCAGGAGUUCACCCCUUCCUCCCCCCCUGCACACGCAGCCGUUCCUCGUCCCGCCUCCUACCUCCGCUCACCAAUCAGCAGCGAGCGCUCCCGGUGCCUUAACUCAGUCGCAGCCGUUCUCGCUCAGAAGAACCAAUCAGCUGUGAGGAGCCGCCUCCACUGGGAUUUGACAAGUGAUCUGUUCGUCUUCGUUUUUUAAACUUUUUUAUAGAUGUAUCACAUUUUAUAUUGUAAAGGACAAACAAUUGGUCAAUAUUUGACUCUAACUUCAUCAAACUGUAUUUUUUUAGAAUCUCACUUUUUCUAAAGACUUUUUACGGACGUUGACUUGUUGUUGAACGAGGUGUGGUCACGAGGGUCUCACUGUUUAAAACCUUUUCCACUUGGUAGUUGUGAGUGUUGCUUCAUUUUCUGGUUCCUUCUCUGUGUUAAUAAAUAUUCACUGAGUUCUGACACGU